AGGAGCUCAAGCCCUGUCAAAGCUAUACAAGAAUGUGCGCCUCACCUUUAUCAUCAAUUUCGCAUCAAUCAGAUCUGAAUUUGGGGGCAAGCCUCCCUUCAGCGCGACAGUGACAAGGGUCUCAUGUCUCCCAACGCACGGCGGUUGCGGUCUGGCGCGCUCUUGUGUGUAGCGGUAGCCUGGUGCCAAUCAGACGCGUCGGCAUCGUGGGUGCUGCCCUGCCUUCCACGGCCAGAUGCUUCGGGCACGGCCCCUCAACGCAGCUCCUCCCCCGUGCGGCGGCGCGCGGGGCCCGGGGAGCUUCCAGGGCUGGACAUCUCCACAGGCGACCUGGCGCUGGGUGGCUUGCUGCUGGCCUUUUGCGCAGCUUACCUCCCAGAGGCCCUAGGAUUCAAUGGAGCAGCCUACAAGGUGGGCGGCUUUCGCUACUUCAUCAACCGAGGCCAUGAGGCCUUCUCUGAAGCUGUGCACCAGCUGGCAGUGGAGUAUCCAGGUUACAAAGAUGACACGAUCUUCACCUACUUCGACACCUUCGAAGAGACCUUGCCACAGCUGGGCUCGGCAAAGCGACAUGUGAGGCUCCUUGAUCGAGAAGUCACCAACAUCUACGACCACAAGCGCGGUUUGGAAGAGCGGCUCCGUGCAUCGGGCUGUAACGGCCCAGAUGGGCCCUUUCCUGAAACCUACUUCUCGGCUGAAGAAGCGCUGGAGGCGACGUCCUCGAGCAGCGACGCCCUGUUCUUCGCCAAGCUGCCUGGUGAAACCGGCGGCCGCGGGCUCAGGGUGCUGCGACGUGAGGAGCUUCAGCAGUUCACGAAUUCAGACUAUGUCUUCCAGCGAGCCGUGCAGGACUUGGAGCUCAUCGAUGGCCGGAAGUUCGUGCUUCGCUACUUCUUCUUGGCCGCUGGAAUUUCAUUGAAUUCUUGUUCCUCUAGAAGCAAGAAUGCUCCUAGUAGGAUAAACGUCCGAUCAGCGACUGAGGGUCCGGAUCAGCGACCAGGAUCAGCGACUGCUGGAUCAGUGACCACUUUUCCCGGAUCAGCGACCAAUUUCUCGGAUCAGCGACCAACUUUCCCGGAUCAGCGACCAACACCCCCCCCGGAUCAGCGACCAGGAACUAUAGGAUCACUAGUGACCGAUCCUGGCGAUCGAUCCGGGGUGAUUGGUUUGUUUUGUUUUCCUGCUUUGUUUUCGUUUCCUUCGUUAGACAUCUCUGGCGACCGAUUCUGACGACCGAUCCUGUGUGGUUGGUUUGGUUUCUUUUCCGUUGCCUUCCCUAGACCUCUCUGGUGACCGACCCUGGCGACCGAUUGCCCGAACGACCAGAAAUCGCUGUUUUGAUAAUACAGAUCCACAGCACAUCCCCAGUCUAGUCUGUUGUGCUUGACUGGCGCAAGUGGAUUUGGGACUGUUUGGAAUUCGUCUGAGCGGACUUGAGUGCAGCAGCUUUGCUUUCCAAAUAGCUAGUUGUUAGGGCUCUGUUUCCAAUGCCUUUCUGUUACGCGCAGGAUUCUCUCUGUUUUCGG
Molecule: messenger RNA, 1526 nt
Organism: Durusdinium trenchii
Lineage: Eukaryota; Dinophyceae; Suessiales; Symbiodiniaceae
Source: the annotation of a GenBank genome assembly